Messenger RNA from Temnothorax curvispinosus, 11367 nucleotides. RefSeq names its product bromodomain adjacent to zinc finger domain protein 2B-like. The transcript is spliced from 31 exons. Gene Ontology annotation, molecular function: DNA binding; protein binding. The coding region runs from base 689 to 7687 and encodes 2332 amino acids. Lineage: Eukaryota; Metazoa; Arthropoda; Insecta; Hymenoptera; Formicidae. The record is from RefSeq and is a predicted model, not a curated record.
GUCUUCCUUCUUCGCGACGCGUAACCGCGACGGGCCUACGAUCGGUUUCACGAGCGACGUCGCCUCGUGACAGCGUAACGGGGAUAUCCCGGAGUAAGCGAAGUGACGCGGACGGGAACGGAAUCGUGUUCGUGGAGUAGCGGCGCCCAAGAAUAGAAGGAGAGAGAGAGAGACUCGCCGUUCGCGAGCAGUUCGCGAGCGACCGGAGGACGCGACAUAACGCGACGCAACACCACGCAACGACGCGGCGCGACGCGAUCCGAUCCGACCCGACCCGACCGACGCGCGCGACGUUCCCAUUUCGGUUUUCGUCGGCCGGCGUGCGGAGCGCGGGCCGCGGGGUCCCCCACGGAGAGUGAGAGAGCGGCCGGCGGUGAUGCCCGACGACGAGCUCUCGUGAAACCGCGGAAGGUGACACGGCGCGUUUGUGCGUUCCAGGAGUAAACGGCCCGGCGACCUCGCGGGAGCCUCCUCGGGGGAGUGGGGAAGAGAAGAAGCCCGGACGUGCGCCGCUACAGGAAGUUUCUCUCGCGAAGUCGAGUAACGAUUAUAGGAUCAGCGCUGACAUCGAUCUUGCUGCACCAAUGGAUAUGUCGCGAUGGAGCCCGAGAUAGAAAAUAGGUGCGAUGGAGUCUCGCGGAGCCGGCUUCUACUAUGAGUUGAGGCUUCGUAAUUAAUCGGGACUGGCAUGGAGAAGGAGAACUCCGCAUCGGGCGGGGGCGGCGGAGGCGGCGGAGGUGGCGGAGCUGAAGCGACGGCGGGGACUCCGGGCGCCACCUCCACCUCCGAGAAACUCCAGGCGGACCAGGCCAAUCCGUUGCUCGAUCCUACUGCACUCUUCGGCGCAUACUGGCCUCGAGGCGACAGCGCAGCGUCGUCGCUCUUCGGCGGGAUGCCGGGUGGUUAUGGCCUGGGGGCCCCCCAUUUGCCCUCGGCUUACGCUAUUCUGGGCCGGGGGAGCUCAGCGCCUGGCUUCGGGGGCCACACACCAGCCUCGGCGCCACCCCCGUCCCCGUACCCUCACAGCAGCCUCGGUACACUCAGCGUGGCCGCCAGUCAAGCUGCGAGUCUGGGCAUCAAUCCAGCAGCCAGUGCAUGGUGGACAAUGGCCUCUCAUCUGGCGGCGCAAGACUACCUCGCGAGGCUACAAGGAGCGGCAGGACUCCCAGGAUUUCCGCCCGGUGCCGAGAGCCUCCUGCCGCCGUAUCCCGCCUCUCUACUUAAUCCCCCGUCCCUCUCGUCCCACAAGUCCAGUAAGUCUAAGUCAAGUAAGAGUCACAAGACACCAGCUAGCAGUAGUAGCUCAACCACGCCAAGUAUGACGAGCAGCAGUCUGCCGGUGUCCACUCAACCACCGGUGACGUCCUCUCAUCACAGCACUCCGGUCAGCAGCACGCCAAAUUCGCAGUCGAACGUCGUCAGUGAUCCUAGCAGUAUAUUGGGAGGUGUGCGCCUACCUCCCGACACGGAGAUUAUCAAGUAUACGUCGAGUAUAGUCGGUCCGAAGGUUCCUGGGACGACGAACCGCGGCAGGAAGAAGACAAUAUCUUUGGACACUCCUAGCGUCAGCGUACAUCCGCCGGCGGUCCCUGCCCUUAGCGCCCAUCAGAUCAACACGACGUCAACCGCGUCGCUAAUGAUGGAACCGAGGAAGUAUAAUCGCACGGGGACCGACUCGAACGAAUACAGAGAUUCGGUGGAUCGAGUAGAGGUAAUCAAACUGCCGGCCCAUUCAACGAACGGCUCCGUUCUGUCGGCGCCACCGACGUAUACUAGCAGCAGUAGCAGCGGUAACAGCAAUGCGAACAACAACAUCAACGAUUCGGACGCGCCCCUAAAUCUCUCCCUGAAGCCCGCCACGACGAGCAGUAGUUCGCCGAUUUCUGGUAGUCAGCCGCUCAGUCAGCUCAGUAAUUUAAGCCAAUCGUUACUUGCCUCCGAUCGGACGUCGAGACGAAAGCCCGGACCAAAGCCGCGAAGAGUGCCGCAGAAUUCGGUGCCGGUGCCGGCGUCGCCUAGUCCCUCUUUGGCGCAGCUCUUCGCCGCCGCGGACUCGCCACAACGGCCGAGUAGCGGCAGCGAGGAGAGCGAAAGUGCGAGCACUGCCACCCAUCACAAGGACGGUAGGCCACGAAAUCUCGGCCGCGGUGUGUCGAAGCCUAAAAAGAACACGGUCGCGUCGUUGUUAGCUCAGAGCAGAGCUCUAGGAAUUAAGCCGACUCCGACUUUGGAUCCAAGUGUGCCAUUGUCUCACCAAGUAUCGUUGUUGAGAUCGAAUAUAUUGGCGGCUCAAUUGCACGCUUCCGUCGCUACUGGCCAGGACGAUAAGAAUCAGUACUAUCACUUGCUAACGAAGAUACAGAAGAAGAAGCGACCUCGACCAAUUCGUGCUUCGUGGGCGAGGAGCCAUGAAAAAAUGAAAAACAAGUUGCUGGAGGCCUCGGGAGAAGAGAGUAACAUGGACGUGACCAGCGAGAGCGGCAGUAACACCGACGUUGUCACGGAUACCGAUGACGACAAUACGGAAGGCACACCCAGCGCGAAGAGGAGAAAGCUCAAGCCCAGCGAAAGAGACCUUCAAAUGCCGUUAGAGCGCGGUUGGAAGCGUGAAACAGUUAUCAAGGGACUAGGAAAGACGGGAGUGAUAAAAGGCGACGUGUCGUAUUACAGCCCCUGCGGGAAAACUUUUAGGAGCAGUCCCGAUCUGGUGAAGUUUCUGGAGCAUCAGAAUCCAGCCGAGCUAACAACCGCCAAUUUCUCGUUCUCCUCUCGCCCGUUGGUCGGGGAAUUCCUGCAGCCAACGAUGGGUCUAGCGGAGGCUGAAUUCGUCAGACUCGGUGCUCAGGAAGUAGCGCGAAGAUUGGAAGAGCUCAGAGCGGUCGGUGGUUUCAGAGACGCACGGCCGAACAAUCAGUACGAGAGAGACAAGCUGGCUUACGCGAAGAAACUCGCGAAGGAAGAAGCGCAACGGCACAAAGAACAAGCUAGGCUUAUUAAGGAGCAAGAGAAGACGGAACGGCAGGAAACCUUGAGACGAGAACGGGAGAUCAGGAAUCAACAGCUACUCGAGGGUCGAAAGCGGCUCGCGUUCACGAUCAAGCAGAAAAUGAAGAUCAUCCAAGAGAUCGAGCGCGGCAAGAGCAAGAGCGACGUGGCUCGCGAGCUGGGUCUGGCGAGCAGUACGGUCGCCACCAUCUGGAAGAAUCGCGAGAGCAUCGCCGAGAGCUGGCGCAACCGGGACAUGAUGCACCAGGCGGACGUCGAGGACGUGCCGUCUUCGAAGAAGCCGCCGUCGAUGUCGUCCCUCGCGUCAACCACGGCGGCCGCGCUCUGCACGCCGGUGGCGAUGACAACGAUGACGACGACGACCGCGAUGACGACGACGCCGCCGUCGUCCCUGGCAACCGGCGUGGUCGUGCCGCCUCCGCAGGUGCAGGUGGUGCCGCCGGUCCUGCCGCCGCCACCCUAUCCCACCCUGACCCUGCCGCCGGCGUCGGCGGGCCUUGUGCCGUCACCGCAGCCGACGGCGCCGAUCUCCUCCUCGUCGAACCUGUCAUCGACCACCACAUCGACCGGCACGACGACCGCGACCAUGCCGCCGGACAAUACUCAGCAGGCACAGACCCAGACGCAGAGCCAGGAACUUCUGGAGGCACGGAAAAAACGGGAGGAAGAGGUGCAGAAGAUCCGACUGGAAGAACAACAAAGGAAGCAACAGGAACGAGAGCUGAAGCGGCAGCAGGCGGUCAUGCUGAAAGAGCAGAUGUACAUGCAGGAGCUCACCAAGCAGCGCGAGAUGCUCUACACCGUCGAGCUGGAGAGGGAGAGAAGGAGGCAGCAUAUGGCCCUGGUACGGGCACUGGAGAACCGUCGGAAGAUGGAGGAGAAAGAGAAGAAACGCCUGGAGGCCAGGGCCGAGAGGAUAGCGACGAAGGAAAAGCGGGCAGAACAGAGGAGAGUCGAGAUGGAGUUGAUCGAACAAAUUCGCAAGCCCGUGGAGGAUAUGGAGCUGACAGAUCACAGACCACUGCCAGAAGUCAAAAGAAUACCUGGACUUAAGCUCUCUGGGCAAGCGUUCGCGGACAUCGUCAUGGUCUUCGAAUUUUUGCACAACUUCGGGGAGACUUUAGGAUUCGAUAUGGAAUCACUACCGAGUUUGAAGAGUCUUCAACUCGCUCUUCUCAACGACGAAGAAGCCGAAGAGGAGAUGCUGUCGGUUAUGACGCAUCUGUUGGUGUGUGCCAUUGAAGAUCCCGGAAUCCCGCAGCCGGCUAGACACACCACAGGCCUGGGUCAGAGUUUGCGUCAAGCUGACAUCACUCACGCCAACAUCAGUGAAGUACUGCGAAUUUAUUUGUACGCGAACGCAACCGGCGAAGUGAAGGCUCUGACAGGGGUGUGCCUUGAGCGUGAGCGCGACAAGAAAUUUGCCGAUCAUCAUCAGAACGGCGGCGAUUACGCUUCGACCUGCUCGGGGAAGAACGCGCAGUUCUAUGAGCACUUACAUAACAACGAAACGUGGAAGAUGUCGGAAAGAUUGCGAGACAAGCCUUUCCUAGCGUUGAAUCCGACGCAUAAGGCGCAGAUGCUCGCUUUCCUUUGCAACGAGCUGCUGCAAAAUAAGGCUGUGAUCAGACAGAUAGAGGGUAGCCUCGAAACGGUGGCUCAGCUGAGGAAGGAGAGAUUCGUAUUGGAUACCAAAAUCAGAAAUUCAUACAGGCUUAGACAAUUACACAGUCGAAAAGUCCGAAUGGAAGCUGUAGGCGUCAUUGUAAACAAAAUUGGUGACACAAUCACCAUCGAGAAAAAGGAAGGUGAGGAAGAAGGCAAUACUACGUCCACUGCCGUAGGUACGACACCUACACCGGACGAGAUUCAUCAUGAGGACGAAGUAGAAGACAUGUCUGAGAAUGAGAGUGAAGGCACUCAGCCAGAAGAGGAGGAAGAUAAAAAUUUGUCUGGCGAAGAAUUAGGUAAGAAAUUGGAUAAACUGUUGAAGCAAUCAGAGGAACAACUGCAAAAGCUGAACAGCUCUUCGAAGCAACUCCGUGCGCACAUAUUCGGCCAGGACAGGUAUUGGAGGAGAUACUGGGAAUUAGCAUGCGCCGGCGGCAUCUUCGUGGAAGCCAUGGAGAGCGCCGAACCGGAGAUUCUCGACCUUCAAGCUGAGCUUGACGAGAAGUACAAAAACAUGCCGGUAGAGGAGAAGUCCGAGGUGAAGCAAGAGGGCGAAGGCAAGACGAAUUCCGAAAAUCAUGAAAAUGAGGCACCGAACGAAGUUAAGGAUGAAAAGAAACACAAUUCGAAUGAGCAAGAUGAGGAUAUGAAAUCUCAUGAGGAUAAGCUGAAGUCCGAAGUGGAGGAGGUUAACUGUAAGAAAGAGUCUGUACAAAAUUGCAGCUCGGAGAAUUCCGAGGGUGUAAAGGAGGAGAAGAGAAACAACGACGUUGAUAGUACAAUGACAGAUGCAAAGACGAAUGUCACGUCCGAAGAAAUAAAACAAGAAACGGAGGUGAUCAAUGCAGAUGUCGAUAUGAAAGAGGAAGUGAAAAAGGAGAACGAGGAAAUGGAUGAAGAUAUGACGAAACCUUUGGUGAAAACGAUGGAGGACAAGAUUGUGGAAACGAUACCGAAUGGCGACAAGUUCAACCACGUCAAUAAUCUGCACAACGGGAAGGAACUCAACGGCUCCUUUAUUUCUAUUAUGUCGAUUAUUUCAGAUAGCAGCAAUGCCGAGCCUAAUUGGUUUUCCAUCUUACCGCGUGAAACGUGCGAUACUCCGGGACCUAGCACUAAGCAAAUAUUUGGCAUAGCCGAGCCGACCGAGCUCAGAAUCCCAAUAUUCCCACCGCCAGCUAGUCCGAGUUACGAUAGAUGUGACAGUCCAGCGCCCCUGAUAUUAACUCAAGAUGAGGCAGUACAAUUAGAAUAUUUGAAGGUGCACGGUUUACCGCCUCCUGGCGAAGCCAAACCGGUGCCGACUGAUCUGAGAUACGGUUGGUGGAGGAUAACAGAUGUGGACACGUUCCAAGAGCUUCUCGAGCAUCUACAUUCUCGCGGCGUCCGCGAGAAAGAGUUGAAGCGCACAACGUGGGCGACGAUGGAAUCCUUUUUAGCCGUAACUGGUAAAAUUAAUGUUGAUCCUGGCAACAUCGCCGCCACGGAACUUCAAGGAGAACAAGACGAUCCCAACACGCCAAUUCCGAAGCCUGAUAAUCCGAGUAAUUGGAGCGAGCAAGUUGCUCUGCGAGUAGAUGCUCAACUCUUGGAGCAAGUGGAAGCGCUUGAAGAUAAAGUGGCUAACGCUAGCAUGCAAGUCAAAGGCUGGAAACUACCGCCGCGAGCGGGAACUGAGGAAGCCGAAGAAAUUGAGAAGUUGAAUGAAAUGGAGAAGAUUAGCGCGGUCGAGCAAGCGCGGCAAAGGCUACUUUCUUUGGAGGCAGCUAUUGAAAGGAGAUACUUGAAACCACCUUUAGGCGUUUGCACGGGAGAUCCCAACUUAGCAGCCCUCAAGGCGGAACAGGCGGCGGCCGCUAACGCAAACUCGAAUAAUUCCGAGCAGAAUAACCAGGCGCCUGCACCGCCAGAGGAAACAACGCCGCGGGGUCUGAACACUUGGCGGGAGGCGACGGCACGAGCGCACACGUCGGCGCAACUCGCUAUGGCGCUCUACAUGCUCGAGGCCAGCAUCGCUUGGGACAAGAGCAUCAUGAAGGCUGUGAGUCUAACAACAGCUAGAAACUCGGUCUGCGCCAAGCUACGAAACCGCUGCGUCUCACUCAAAGCUACCAAUCAGUACAAACAGCUAUUGACUACUUCUCAGACCUCUAAUUGCCAGUUUUGUCACAGUGGAGACAACGAAGAUAAGCUGCUGCUCUGUGAUGGCUGUGACCGUGGCUACCAUACUUACUGUUUCCGUCCAAAAAUGGAAAACAUUCCUGAUGGUGACUGGUAUUGUCACGAAUGUAUGAACAAAGCAACAGGUGAACGCAAUUGUUUAGUGUGUGGAAAGAGAGCGGGUAAAAACCUGGUCCUAUGCGAACUCUGUCCUAGGGCUUAUCACACUGACUGCCAUAAUCCUGUCAUGCCAAAAAUGCCACGAGGAAAAUGGUAUUGCUCUAAUUGCCACAGUAAACAACCAAAGAAGAGAAAUAGUAGUCGAAGGAGUCAUACCAAAGGGGGAGGCACCAGAGAAAGUGAAAGUUCUGAUCAUCCACCAGCUAGUCCAACGCCAUCAACGGCAUCGAACACGCACGUAGAGGAUGUCAGUUCGUCGGAACCGCCGACUCCUACCGCCUCACCACGGAAGGAGGGUAACAAUCGGACGCUCACGAAGAAGCAACAACGAGAGCUGGCGCCUUGUAAGAUACUCCUCGAACAGUUGGAGCAGCAGGACGAGGCCUGGCCGUUCCUCCUGCCGGUGAACACCAAACAGUUCCCGACCUACAAGAAAAUCAUAAAAACCCCCAUGGAUCUCAGUACGAUUAAGAAGAAAUUGCAGGACUCCGCGUACAAGUCUCGCGAUGAGUUUUGCGCCGAUGUCAGGCAGAUGUUCAUCAACUGCGAGGUAUUCAACGAGGACGACAGUCCUGUGGGCAAGGCCGGCCACGGGAUGCGCAGUUUCUUCGAAAUGCGCUGGACCGAGAUCACCGGCGCGCCACCUCCGCAUCCGCAAACGCAUAGCUGAGGCUCGGUACGUUCGCGCAACACCUGCAACAGCUUCGCUCACUUCUACUAUUAGGAUACGCGCCGCGUCACUGACCGCGACUAGACCGACAGUCGUCGAAAGGGACUCUGAUCCAUCCCUCUACCACUUCACUUCCGAGCAUUAGUCGGCCUCGUUCUAGCGGCCGAUCGAAUUUUCCAUUGUAAUAGUAAUCGUUGCGAACGCGGGCACGCUCUCGCCUAUCUCGCGUAUCAUCCAUUCUCGCUGUUCAUCACGUACGCGAGUGCGUUUUUUCUCGCGUUUCAUAAGACGCUCUAGUACUCGGGUAUAUACUGUGACACGAAUGUCUCGUACUUUAUUUCCUUGUUAGCACUUAUGACGCGGUUUUCGUCAAACCUACUCAUUGUAAAGUAUUAUAGCGAGACGUUCUCAGCCGAUCGGACACUCGGCUUCGGUUUAACGAAUAUUGAUAAAUGUGCGAGAAGCUUCGCACUUAGGUCGAGAUCUUGGUCUGCGGUAACAAGCACCUCCUCGACGUGAUUAAUCAGAUACGAGUACGCGCGCAUUAUUUCGAUCCCCGAUCGAUCGGGACGGAGCAAUGCGAAUGGUCAUUGUACUUACCGAUAAACAAGUGAACGUUUGCCUAAGCAACAAAAAAAAAGUGUAAUUUGCGAUUGUAUUAUACGGGCUUGAUGCCGACGCAUCGUCGGCGAAAGAAAUAUUUUGCAAAGUAAUAAAUGUGAAAAAAAGAGAGAAGUUAUAUAUGUAUAUAUAUAUAAUUAUGAAUAUGAAUAUAGUGUAUAUGUAUACAGAAUCUAUAUACACACAUAUAUUGUACACAUGUCACAACAUGCAUACAUUCAAACGUACAUUUGCCCACGGAUGAGCACGAUAAGGGUAUUAUUCGCCGUAGAAGUAGAAUAGACAAAAUGAUGAGCGAAGUUAAUGUUUGAAUUUGUAGUAUAAUAGUCUGGCUAAUCAGAAUAACUUUUGUUCGCAAAUUACAAAAAGAAACUUGAUUCGUUCUCAGCACAAGCGAAGAGAUCAGGCAACUUGCGUCCGACGAGAAAGAAUAUAAAGUUUUUUUUAAUAAUUUGAGAGUAAGAUUUAUUCCGGCCAUGUGCGCGGACCGUCGUAUUACAAAUUGAAGAAAAGAUCUUAACACCGUUUCGCAGAACCAUUUUGGUUUCUUUUGUUUUUUGCAUUUAAUUUUGGAUUUCGUUAACUUGUGAGUUGUAUGACGCAUGAUGUACGCAGAACGUAUAUAUAUUAUUCGUGACAUGACGAAGAGAUAGAAAAUAUUCGUAUUUUCACACAUCAGUAUUCCGAGACGAGACUAUACGUCUUUACUGUGACUGUUGUAUUGAUUCGCGGAUAUUUAAAAUCUGGCAAAUUAAUAAGUGUAGGAUAACUCUAUCAUAACUUCAAUUACUUUUUUAAAAGCGAAGAAAUUUAGACGGUUAUUAUAACUUAGUCAAUUUCCCAUUAAUUAAUUAACCAUGUGUCGGGUCUUGCGUACCCUAUGUAUGAACGAUACUUUGAGAACUCUGCUCGUAAAAAAAAAAAUGUCAAGUCUUUCUAGAAUACUCCGUCUGCUUGAUUUUAUGCAACACAACGUCGUUUCGACUUAGUAUACGUUGCGAUUGUGCAAAUCUAAACUCUUCCACUGCCGUUAGAGAGAUUCGCAUUGCGUUAAGCUCAUCAGUCCAAAAUAUUUAUUAUUUAGAUAUUAUUAACUGAUUGUGCGCGCGGAAAUGUUCAUUAUCCGCGUCCAUUUAGCUUCCUAUCUUUCGUUCAUCGAUUCAUAAAAGUUCCGAAUCAACGCAACAUAUACACGACAAAAUUAUUCAGGGACGACAUCACCAUUCUCUGUCAGGCUGAUCCCAAAAUGCGAUCAGCGUGAAGAUUAUUCGAAUGCAGUAAGAAGAAUGCAUUGCACUGCGAGCGCCUUUGAGAGGACGAAUUCUUUUCCGGGAGUAACGAAUACGAUUACGUUUUUAUUGUCAUUGAAAAGCUAGGUUUUCGUAAUUACACCGUGCGUAGUAUUAUUAUUAUAAUAUAAGAAUUAUAUCGCAAUUCUGCCCGCGUCCGUCGAGCUCGACGACGCGGAGACUCGCGUCGGUUCUCUGCCAUCAGCGCGGAGUUUCCCCAAGGACGACAAUCGACGCUCGGUCGAUCGUCGAAAGAUCUUUUCGAACCAAGUGUCGUCGUCGCAGCAUCGCCGUUAGAAUAAACGCGAAGGAAAUAGCACAUCGCGCUGCGCACGAUAGAUUGUCAGACGGCGACGAGAAUUUAUCCGAUUAAUAAUAAACGUGAUACCUUUGUGAGUGCGAUCAUCUUACGCGAGACGGUGUCGACAAUGUGACGAGAGCACAUUAACACUUGUAUCUUGUUUUGUAUGUAAUUGAUGUACAUUAUUGCUCGUAAUAGCGAAAUAGUUGGUAAAUAGCGAGAGGAACCCGAGGAAAAGGGGAGUUCAGCCGUAGUGUGACGUGCUAAAUGAUUACGGUUUAAAGAAAAAGGAAAAAAAAACAUUCGUAGCGUGUAAAAGUAUUAGCUAGAGUAUAAAUGCCCGCGGAGGGGCGACGACGAAGUAAAAAAUAAAUAAUAUCGUUCGGGGUGCGAAAUUGAAACGGGAGCGUCGUAAUUUAGGAACGAACAUCCGGUAAGAUCGCUGACGAGAUUGCGCGAUAAUUAUAAAUUCUGUGGCGUCCCAUUGUCUCGAGUGUCGAGAAAUAGCUCGCUAGUUUCACCCGUGAAGAUUUGCUGAUGAGAAUAAAUAAAAAAGAAUCUAACAGAUCUUAUAUGAUUUUAAGAACCUACGAAUUUAAUUAUUAAUCUGUCUCGACGGUUGAGAUACAGCAUUCACACUCAGUGUAUUAAUUUGUGAAAGUCGUAAGAAAUUUUAUUGUUUCUUUUUUUUCCCGUUUGCCUCCGUUUCUCGACACCAUGUCUAAUUUUAGUAUAUGUAUGUAAAAAAGAAAAAAAAAGAGAACCGCUAGCUCUCGCAAUAUACGACGGCACGAGACUGCAAUUAGUUCAUAUGUAUAAGUUUAUUGUAAAGCGCAGAUUUGUGGGGCAUUUUGUCGAUCUUACCGAUUGUUCUUCGGGAGGCACCGGCCGUGCCGUUUGGAGCACCGCGCCUCGCACCGUCAUACAGUAGCCGAUACGUUUAGACAUCUCAUACAUUCAGACGACAAAACCGACACAACAGAAACAAAUAAUUUUUUAAAAUUUAAUUAUUAUUUAAAUAGUACAGUUACAUUGUUAGUACGAAUAACGACGCUUUUUAUACGAAUUUUAGUUUUUAAACGUCGAUCUUACGAUAUAUAUAUAUAUAUAUAGUAUAAAUAAAUGAAUAAAUAUAUAUAUAUAUAUAGUAUAUAAAAAUGAGAGACAAUGGUAAUAGUAAUAAUAAUUGAUAUCGAUUAACUAAGGAGCGGAAGAUAAAGAGAAACGAAGGCAGUGUUUGGGAGAAGAGCAAGUGAACGAGCACGAGAAUGAAAGAAAAAGAGAGAAAGAUAAAUGAGAGUGCAUGUGUGUGCGAAUGAAAAUGAAAGAGAGAGAGAGAUUAAGUUAGGUGAUUGUUUGUCUAUCGUAUACACGAAGGCAUACGUUAGGUAGCCUCGAUGCUAUUUAAACAGACUUAAUUAAUGUAUUGCAAAUGAAUUAAUAAAGUGUAAGCGAAGCGUGUAUCUAUA